UCAUCUUCGGUCUUCGAUGGCACUAUAAAAAGCAAGACCGUACACUCGUACUAUGGCCUCCUUACAGCGGAUAUGCCUUCACAUAAGGUUAUAUCUCGAUCUUUGUCGAUGCCCCAUAUCGGGUGGCUCUGAUUAAAGCUGCAGAUGUUAUCAUCUGAGACGAGGCAGGUAUGUCCAGUAAAAGAAUAUUUCAGCUCGUGAACAAGAUCCACAAACAGCUCGACGAGGAGGAUGAUUCAAAUCGUAAGCCAUUCGGUGGAAAGCAGAUGAUUUUGGUGGGCGAAUUUCUUCAGUUGCGGCCUGUACCCAAUAUAUUUGAUGCUGGGGAUUUUAUGUUUAGAUCUAAAUUAUUUGACGUCGCAGUUCCUCRCCGCUUUAUGUUGUCAAAACCAUUACGUCAGGAGACUGCAGAUGAACCUUUCGUUAGAGMCAUACAGCAACUUCGCCUUGGUAAAUGUUCAGCUGAGAGUAGCCUUUAUCUACAAUCCUUAAACAGGCCCAUCGUAGAGGAAAAURCCAUCCAUAUCUACUUCAAGAAACUUUCAGUUGAGUUCCAUAACUUCAAGGUUAUUACGGAAAUGCCAGGGGAAUUAAUACAAUACGAGUGCGAAGAUGUUGGCAAAGUCGAGAAAAUUAGUUGCCCUGCUUCAGAGAAACUUUUSCUAAAGAAGAACGCAAGGGUCAUGCUGGUGUGGAACCUGACCGAUGAACUGAAGAAUGGAACACCAGGAACRUUCCUCAUGGUCAGWAACGGCUUGCUCGAAGUUGAUUUUGGCGCGAAGGGUAAAAUCUUACUGAAGCGUCAAACAUGGGAAAAGCGCAAUCUAGAAGGUGCUGUGGUCGGCAGCCGGACCCAGUUUCCUAUAGUUUUGUUUUAUGCCUCUACUUGCCAUAAGGUACAAGGAUUGACCCUGCCUGCUGCUGUGGUACACUGUACGAAAGAGUUCGUACCAGGCUUAAUUUAUGUCGCGGUUUCACGCGUACGCAACGAAAAACAGUUACAGCUUUGUAAUUUCAGCCCGAAACAAUUAUUGCCUCCCCCACGAGAUGCUAUCAGCGUAUGCGACAAGAAUAUAGCAAUGAYUGAAAAUCACAGUUGCUGUACACAGCAGYAACUUGGUCUCGAGUUUUUCCARGUGUCCGACAGACGUGAAGAACUUUGUGAGGAGCAUGUAGAUGAGCCCGAGAAUCUUUCAAGCCUUUCAAUGGAUAAGUAUCCCGACGGAAUCGUUUGCUCAUUUUUCGAGCAAGAGGAAGAAACCGUAGUGGCAGAUUUGCAAGRCAACGUUUUGCUUASUUUAGAAGAUAAUGAAAACRAAAUGGCUGUUUUACCAGAAGAACUGCAAAUCGACGAGCUGCUUGAAAAGAAAAUUGUCACUGACCCUUUAACAGAUUUCGCUGCUAAAAAGAACUGUGCCAUACGCGGCAUUCUCUCCAACAAUUCUCAGAUUUAUCUUUUCGCCAGAAUACAAUGGAUCAAGAUUUUCAAUAUGUUUGUCAACCAUUUGGCGAAGAAUCCCGACGAACUGUAUACCAGGAAGGAACUUACAGAUGCAACUCAUUUUUUUUACAUAGAGCUACUAAAUUCUGCUGAUUUUAGGAGAGAAUUGAGAUCAGUAUUUUUGGUCGAUGAGUUACAAGAAGAGCACUAUUCUAUUGGGUCAACUCUCUGUAUGGAUUUAUUUACCAUGUUUGUUCAUCUGCUUGCCGCAAAAGUUGUGGAAUCUCACCAGUUAGAGCAGAUCACUAUCAUUAGAGUUGAUGAUAUGCCUCCAGAAGGCCUUGCAAAGAUUCGUCACGUUGGAG
Messenger RNA from Actinia tenebrosa (Australian red waratah sea anemone), 1806 nucleotides. RefSeq lists its product as uncharacterized. NCBI's taxonomy places the organism in Eukaryota, Metazoa, Cnidaria, Anthozoa, Actiniaria, Actiniidae. The record is from RefSeq and is a predicted model, not a curated record.